UAUAGAUACACUAUCUCAUUGGAAUUGAACUGUUCUACAGUGUUUUGGCCUACGCGCUUAAAAUGAAUAAUAUUGCAUGUUUUAAGGUGGUGAUAAUUUGCAGUGCAUGCUGGGUUUUACUGGUGAUUCUACUUACUUUAUUUACAGACAACUCCGUCAAAACAGUAUUUUCAGUGGGCUUGUAUAACAGCUCUGUUUCUACAGCGUUUGAAAAGAAAGCGAUGAGCGUAAACUCUACUCUCCCAGACAGGACAGAUGUUUUACUUGUUGCCUACAUGCGAACAGGGUCAACAUUUCUUGGAAAGGUUCUAGGCUGGAGAGACGACGUGUUCUUCUGGUUCGAACCGCUGAGAAAAGAUAGGAACUGGCAAUACUUGCGUGGAAACGACCUUCUGUGUCAAGAUUUAAAGCCCGCCUGUGAAAUAACUGCAAGCAACCAACAAAAGAUAGCUCUAAGAUUUCUACUGGAUAUUUUUGACUGCAACCUACAGCCCUAUGACAGCAUGCCAACAGAUAUCAACUUUAAAACAGAAUUAUUACCUCCAAGUUGGUUUGAAUACGCAAAGUGCAAGAAAAGCCUGAACAAAUCCUUGACUUGUAACACUGCAUUGACUAACUCAUGUAAAAAGACAAAGCACCGCAUUGCAAAGGUACUCCGCAUAGAUCUAGAAGGUACUGCAUCUCUCCUCGAAAGAAAUCCGCGACUGAAAAUAGUUCAGUUGUUACGUGAUCCUAGAGCUAUUAUGAACAGUCAUUUGCGUACAGGAUGGUAUGGAAUGAAUUUAAAAUCUCACCAACAGAUCGAAGCUGAUUCUAUAGUGCUUUGCUCAAGAUUAAGAAACGAUAUUCUAGCAGGAAAAUCACUGAUGAAAUUAUACCCUGACCGAGUGAGACUGCUUCAAUAUGAAGACUUUAAAAACCUAGACGAGAAAGUGCAAAAACUUUACAAGUUUCUUAACAUGGAAUUAAUAAGUCAACAAAAUAAUAUUUUACAAAGUUUGAAGGAGGACAAUUCACUACAUGCAAAGAUGUCAAGCACAAACGUGAAGUAUGAAAGACACGAUGGUUUUCACCCAUUUCUGUUUAGAGAGCAAAUGGAUUGGGUCAUUGCUGAGACUGUACAUAAACAUUGUGGGGAUGUUUUGAGAGAACUAGGUUUAAGACAGUUCAAAACAGAGGAAGAAUAUCGGGACCUGACCCAAAAUGUUGUGAUAGAUAAGUUACCGUUUGAGUUAAUGUAGGUAGUAAAAAAUUGAUUAAUGAAUGUUCAAAAAAUACUUUGAAAUACGUUAUUGUUUCAUGCCUGGGCCCUACCCUGCCACAGGGCCAAUGUCAAGCUAAUGACAUAAGUCAGGAAUUACAUAUGGCAAGACACAUCUAUGUUCUGU
This is a messenger RNA of Mercenaria mercenaria, 1388 nucleotides long. RefSeq names its product carbohydrate sulfotransferase 1-like. Lineage: Eukaryota; Metazoa; Mollusca; Bivalvia; Venerida; Veneridae. Gene Ontology annotation, molecular function: N-acetylglucosamine 6-O-sulfotransferase activity. The record is from RefSeq and is a predicted model, not a curated record. Gene Ontology annotation, biological process: sulfur compound metabolic process; N-acetylglucosamine metabolic process. The transcript has 5 exons. Bases 63 to 1241 code for a protein of 392 amino acids.